AUGGCCAACGCUGCCUACCUUCACGACCUGUUCUCGCAAAGAUGCACGAAUCCCUUGAAGGAGUUGAAACUUCCGCCGGAUCGAAAUGGGGCAAUAAAAAUCAAAAGAGGCACUUUUCCGGCGGAAGACUCCAAAGCAAUUUCCCUGAAUUGGUUGCAACAUCGGGUGCAGGAAAUCCAGAAGAGCGUCCCGGAAGUAAAAAGGCCUCUUACCUCGAAUACAUUUCUUAUUUCGAGACGCGAACACGGUAAAAACGUAACCUUGGAGAAAUCUCCACAUUGGCAAGUCCUGAAAUCUCUCGCAGCGGAAAUUCCUCCGCUGGAAUCGACGAUCAAUGGGUUUCUCGAAGAAGCUGCAGGAAUUUUAGCCGCUUCGAAGGAAGAUAGCCAUCGACUUCGGACAUGGAGAUCACCAAUCAGCAGUCUGAGUUCCAUGACGAACCUCAAAACAGAAAUGGAGGAAAUCAAGAACAACGAGAACGAACUGAAAGUCGCUCUCGAAUACGUCACGACAAAAGCCGUCGAUGCAACUCGCAGAAUCAAAGAACUCGAGAUUGAAUUAACAGAGUCACAGAACACUCUGAAAGUGGAGAGGAAGAUGAAACUUUCCCUUGAAAGUGAUCUCGAAGAAGGCAACUAUCAAAGAGCCCGAAUGCAAGCAAGAAUCGACUUUUUAGAAAGAGAAAACAGAAGGCGAUUUGACAUGGACCUGCUGGAAAUCGCAUUGCAGCAGUCCAGAGAGGACCUGAAAGAGUUGUCAGGACGAAUGAUGAGGAUGCAAGUGGAAUUCAGCGACGUGGUUCCCAGGAACAUGCACGAAAAGAUGGAGAUUCAAUUUAGAAGCUUGCAGAGGGAACACGCGAAAUUGGAGCAGCAAGUAGCGACAGCAGACAAAGGAAGAGAAGACUUGAUUAAUGAAGUCGAAAUGCUGCGAGCGAGAAACGCGGACCUGGAAUGCGAGUGUGGGGAAUUGAAACGGUGCGGAACUCCGCGUCCUUACUGGGCCAAAUGUUCGGAGUUCGUGGAUGGUGGACUAUCGCGGUGGAGGAAAUUGUCAAAAGGAAAAUCUAGUCGAGACAUGCUGAACCUCAUUCUAGCAGAAUUUUCUGGAGAUCACGGAGUUGCCAAAAGACCUGAAUUCUUCCAGGGAAAAGGAACUCACGCUCACGUGCCUAAAUAUCUGCAAUGGGACGGAAAAGUGAGGAACCGACAUCUAGGUGUGCGAGACGUAACAUUCAUGAUCCAGGAUGUGUGGGCGCAUAAGCGCGUCAACGACGAAGAAAUGGGGCAUCGACAAGGAAUGUCCAACUUCGUAGCUCAAUAUUUGGAACAAAGCUUCGCCGAAGCUUGCAAAAGGUUCAGUCAUGUCGAAGAUAUCGGUCUUUUCUGGGGAAUUCUUUGCGGAGAAUUCGACGAAGGCAUUUAUCACGAUCGAACAGAAACUGCCGAAAAAAUUCUGAAGGCUUGUGAACAACACUGCGUUGAUCACGACUCGGAGCGAUUGGCUUCGGACAUGAUUCAAAUCCCGAGUUUCCGAGACAUUCUCACAAAAAUGUUUCCGUUGAAAUCAUCAUCAGCAAUUGAUCAACUCGUCGGAGAAGCUGUUUUCAAUUUACGGCUGCCACAAACGGCCAACUACAUGCAAUAUACAAAGUUAUUUGAUCAGAAAGAAUAUGGAGAAAAGAGCGGGUUCCUGAAACUCCUCGAACAGCAAGAAAAAGAAGAACAAGAAAAGUACAUUAAGGACGUGCUGGUGGCUUUGGGAAAAUGCGAAACAGUUUCCCUUGACGCCGUCAGAAGAGCAUUCGUUAUCGUCGACCCUCACAUCGAGCAAAAUAUUCUGCAGCGUUAUACGAAGUGGAUCUUUGCUGGAAUUCAUUCCAGCAACAGAAAACCUGUAGAAGACGAGCAAGUCGUUAUUCAGAGCGAAAAACUGGUUCGUAGAUUGAAGAGAGGUAAUAUUCACAGGGUUGGGCCGAGACCCUACUGAAAAAGCAUGGGAAAAACC
Notodromas monacha is the source of this 2007-nucleotide messenger RNA. The record is from the annotation of a GenBank genome assembly. Lineage: Eukaryota; Metazoa; Arthropoda; Ostracoda; Podocopida; Cyprididae.